Molecule: messenger RNA, 1804 nt
Organism: Fundulus heteroclitus (mummichog)
Lineage: Eukaryota; Metazoa; Chordata; Actinopteri; Cyprinodontiformes; Fundulidae
Product: acyl-CoA/acyl-ACP dehydrogenase
Exons: 9
Coding region: 25-1329 (434 amino acids)
Biological process (GO): fatty acid beta-oxidation using acyl-CoA dehydrogenase
Molecular function (GO): flavin adenine dinucleotide binding; acyl-CoA dehydrogenase activity
Source: RefSeq, a predicted model, not a curated record
ACCAACAGCUGAGCGUCAACAACCAUGGCGCUACGCGAAGGAGCUCUGCGGGCGAAGCUGCUGCUCUGCAGCCGCACUUUGUCCAAAUUCGCCUCGUUUUCAUUCGCUCGCUCGCUGUCCGAGCACGUGUCGUCCCAGUCUGUGACCUCCAAGCCCCCAGAGAUCGCUGACGACCAUUUAAUCUACACACAAGAGCACUCCGCGUUGAAGGAGGCCCUCAGGAAGCUCAUCGACCAGGAGAUUAACCCUUACGUGGAUCAGUGGGAAGCAGAAGGGAUGUUUCCGGCCCACAAAAUCUUCAAGAUACUGGGAAAUGCAGGCUUCCUUGGAGUGAACAAACCAGUUGAGUACGGAGGGUUAGGACUCGACUUCAGCUACAGCGUCGCCGUGGCAGAGGAGCUGGGCAACAUUCGCUGCGGAGGCAUUCCCAUGGCCAUCGGUGUACAAAGCGACAUGGCCACUCCCGCCCUGGCCAGGUUCGGUUCAGACGAGCUAAAGAAGGAGUUCCUGCUGCCCUCCAUCAUGGGGGACAAAGUGGCCUGCCUCGGUGUGAGUGAGGUCGGCGCUGGCUCUGAUGUCUCAAGUAUUAAGACCAAGGCAGUGAAAAAAGGGGAUGAGUACGUGAUAAAUGGUGGAAAGAUGUGGACAACCACUGGUACCCAGGCUGACUGGAUGUGCCUGCUGGCCAACACCAGCGAUGGACCCCCACACAAAAACAAAUCUCUCAUCUGUUUACCCAUGAACCUGCCAGGAGUACACAUUGCCCGGAAGAUUAGUAAAAUGGGGAUGUGGUCGUCAGAUACAGCUGAGGUCUUCUUCGAUGACGUCCGCGUUCCCUGCAAGAACAUCAUCGGCCAGGAAGGCAUGGGCUUCACCUAUCAGAUGCUGCAGUUCCAGGAAGAGAGGCUCUGGGCCGUGGCCAACAUCGUGACGACGAUGGACAACAUCAUUCAGGAGACCAUCAACUACACGCGGCAGAGGAGGAUCUUCCAGCUCCCUGUCCUCCAUCACCAGGCAGUUCACUUCAGGUUGGCCGAGCUUCAGACGGAGGUGGAGCUGCUCCGCUCCCUCCUCUACCGCGCUACAGCAAUGUACAUUAAAGGCAACGACGUGACCAAGCUGGCGUCCAUGGCCAAGUUAAAGGCCGGCCGCCUCGCCAGAGAGCUGAGCGACAGCUGCCUGCAGUACUGGGGAGGGAUGGGCUACACCAGCGACGUGCCGGUCAGCAGAUUUUACAGGGACUGCAGGCUGUUGUCGAUCGGAGCAGGAGCUGAUGAGGUGAUGCUGGCCAUCAUCUGCAAAUACAUGGACACGCUGCCCAAGAAGUGAUCUCGGCUCGGUGGCGGCUUCUCGCAGACUGAUGUCUCACCCGUCCCGAAGGCGUGCUAAUCAUUAGAUCACCAAAGUGCAAUUCUAACAUGUUUGUGCUCAACAAUGAAGACUUUUUUUCUUUUUAUUCAUGAUUUCUCUUCCCGUCUUCAUAAGGUAGUUAGGCACUUAAGUUUUCCUUUCUCGUUUUAAUUUAAGUGAUACUUUUUUAAAGUGUUUAUUUUUGUAGAAUAAAGCUAAAUAAUAAAUACCAUAUUAAACUAGUUUUACACAUCAUUGACAGACUGUAGGCAGAUUUCCACAUCAAUUACGUGCUGAUGAAACACACACACACUGACCUGUUCAGUACAUAAAAUUUGUUUAUUUACAACAUUUUUACAUUAGAUCUGAAACAGAUAUUGCUGUCAUUAAUCUGAUGACUGUAUAUCCAUUUUUUGGAGGUGUGGGGGGGAAUAAACACCUAUGGUAAAUUGCA